AUGGCAGGCUUCUGUUUGAUUGAUUUGGCUAAGCCAUUUAUGGCUUUCCUUCCAGAGAUUGAGAUUCCAUACGAGAACUUACCUUUCGAUGAAAAGGUUGUUUUCACCUUGACCACGGCUUUGAUAUACUUGUUCAGUCAAUUCCCUCUAGCAGGUAUCAGCAAAGAGUCUGUGGCCGUGAAGGAUCCAAUUUUCUUCUUACGUGGUGUGUUUGCAGCGGAACCAAAGACCUUGCUUGAGUUUGGUAUCUUCCCUCCGGUUGCCACUGCGUUGAUUUUGCAAUUGUUGGCUGGUUUCAAGACAAUCAAGGUGAACUUUAACCAAAGAACGGACAGAGAGCUUUUCCAAACAUUGACCAAAGUUAUCUCCAUUGCUACAUACGCUAUCUUGGCUAACAUCUUUAUUGCAUCCGGUUACUAUGGCGAGAACUUGUCUCUAAUGGCCAAAUUGCUUAUCAACGCCCAAUUGAUCGGUGCUGGUUUCUUCAUUACUUUGUUGGUGGAAGUUGUCGACAAGGGUCAUGGUUUCGCUUCCGGAUCGAUGUCCAUUGUUGCAAUCUCAUUGUCUACCUCCUUGGUUGACGACUUGUUCGGCAUCCAACAAUUCCCUGUUGACCAAGAAGGUCACACCGAACCAAGGGGUGCUAUCAUCAAUCUGCUCCAGGGACUCCGUGCUAAGCACAAGACCUUCACUGGUGCUAUCGUCAAUGCCUUCCAAAGAGACUACUUGCCAAACUUGACUUCUGGCUUGCUUGUUAUUGUUAUCGGUGCCGCCAUCUGUUACUUACAAAACGUCAGAAACGAACUAUCUAUUAGAUCUACCAAGGCUAGAGGUAUGACUAACAUCUACCCUAUCAAGUUGUUGUACACUGGUGGUCUAUCUGUUCUAUUCUCUUACUCCCUAUUGUUCUACAUCCAUAUCCUAGCCUUUGCUGUCAUCCAAUUGAUCGGUGGUAACAAGGAUGGUUCUAUCAUCAACAAAUUGUUUGGAGGUUACCAAGCAACUGAAUUCUUUUACGUUCCAAGAUUCCCAUUGUCUUUGUUGGCCCCACCAACCUCUCUUGCAGCACUAAUUACACAACCAUUGUCUUUGAUCACAUUCCCAGCUUUCUUGAUUGUUACUGGUGUUUGGUUCGCUACCAACUGGCAAGACAUUUCCGGCUCUUCUGCUCGUGACGUCGGAAAACAGUUCAAAGAACAAGAUGUUGCCUUGGCUGGUCACAGAGAUGCUUCUAAGGAAUUGAUUAGAAUUAUUCCUGUAGCUUCCGCUACUGGUGCAGCUGCUUUGGCUGCCUUGGUGUCCGUUGGUGAACUACUUGGUUUGAAGGGUAAGGCUGCUGGUAUCGUUGUUGCAGUUACAAGUGUAUUCGCCAUCUUAGAAAUUGUCACCGUGGAAUUCCAACAAAACGGUAGUCAAAGUACUAUUGCCCAAAUGCUAGGUGGUAGAGUAGCUUAA
Molecule: messenger RNA, 1455 nt
Organism: Kluyveromyces marxianus DMKU3-1042
Lineage: Eukaryota; Fungi; Ascomycota; Saccharomycetes; Saccharomycetales; Saccharomycetaceae
Gene: SSH1
Product: Ssh1p
Exons: 2
Coding region: 1-1455 (484 amino acids)
Biological process (GO): SRP-dependent cotranslational protein targeting to membrane, translocation; post-translational protein targeting to membrane, translocation
Cellular component (GO): membrane; Sec61 translocon complex
Molecular function (GO): signal sequence receptor activity; transmembrane protein transporter activity; ribosome binding
Source: RefSeq, a predicted model, not a curated record